This is a messenger RNA of Lathyrus oleraceus (garden pea), 3959 nucleotides long. Its product is annotated as translation initiation factor IF-2, chloroplastic. The transcript is spliced from 12 exons. Bases 530 to 3598 code for a protein of 1022 amino acids. Gene Ontology annotation, cellular component: cytoplasm. Gene Ontology annotation, molecular function: translation initiation factor activity; GTPase activity; GTP binding. NCBI's taxonomy places the organism in Eukaryota, Viridiplantae, Streptophyta, Magnoliopsida, Fabales, Fabaceae. Gene Ontology annotation, biological process: translational initiation. The record is from RefSeq and is a predicted model, not a curated record.
GGGCCAAGAAUCACCAACGUGUUCUUACGGAAACCAUUUAUACUUUAUAAUAAUAUAUAACAAUUUAAUUUAUACAUUUUAUGAAAUUAACCUAAAUAUUAUUUUUCCUCUAACAAUACUGAAAAAAAGAAAAAGCCUUAUCGGAAUCAGAAAAAUUUGACACACACAUAACCAUCCACACAAUUCAAUCGAAAAAUGCCAUAAACUUAUCUCAAUCAAUUUUCACAUCCACACCUCUUCUACUCUUUCUUCUCUUCUUCUUUUUCGUCUCUUCAUAUUCUAUCAUCAAUAAAAAUCCAACCUUUUUCUUCUGUUAAUUUCACUACCCAUUAUCCCUUAUGCAUGUUCCACCUCAAUUCAAACACAAAGUUCAUAUCUUUAUAUCAGAGGUACCUUUAAUUCUUCACUUUCAUGACAAUUUCGUUUCUGGGUAGGUUCAAUUCUUAGUUUUUCUAGCUUGUGUAAUGAGGAAUUGUUGAAGUUUAGCUAGAUUGUUGUUUUUUGUUUUUGUGUGUUGUUGGGUUUUAAUAUGUUUAUAUUAGUGGGAAACGUGCAAGGAACAAUGAGUUCUCUUGCUUCACCAGUGACUUUAGGGAGUUUCAUUGGUGCAAGUAGUUCACAUUCUGUUGUUAGAAGAGUUUCUCUUUCUAGAGGGAAUUGUGUUAAAGGAAAAAAAAGAUGGCAUUGUGUUUCUUUGUCUGUUUGUAGAUAUUCAGUUACCACUACUGAUUUUGUUGCUGACCAUGGGAAUCCGGUUUCCCUUGAUUCUUCUAACAAUGGUGAUACUGAUAAAGGUGGUGGUGGUGGUUUUGGGCUUAAACCUCCUCCCAGGCCUGUGUUGAAGUCCUCUGAUAAUGACGCGGUUUUAGGAUCGGGUUCGGGUUUAGGGGGUUCGUUGAGGAAUAGUCAGGGUUCGGAUAAUGUGGAUGAGAGGAAUAAGGUGAUUGAGUCACUUGGAGAUGUUUUGGAGAAGGCUGAAAAACUUGGGAAUUCUAAGUUGGGUGGUGAAAGAAGUAAUGGUUUGGUAAAUAAUCCGGUAAGACCUGAGAUAAAUGAUAAACCUAAGGAUGUUAAACCGGUAAGACCUGAGAUAAAUGAUAAACCUAAGGAUGUUAAACCGGUAGGUUCGUUACAAAAACAUACAUCUAAGACGUUGAAGAGUAUAUGGCGGAAAGGGGAUUCGGUUGCGAGUGUGCAGAAGGUUGUGAAGGAAGUUGUUAGGCCUAAUAUCAAGAGUAGUGAAGUGGGGGAAUCUUUAAUAGGGGGAGGGGAGAAGGUAACAUCCAAGACUCGUGAUCCUCAGCUUUCUUUAAGUCCUCUACCGACAUUACAAUCUAGGCCUUCUAUUGCCCCCCCGCCGCCACCACCGCCACCGCCGCCUAUUAAAAAUGCCGUUAUCUUGAAGGAUGAUAAAGGGCAAGGCGAAACACCGGUUAAUUCUAAAGAAAAAAAGGCGCCUAUCUUGAUCGAUAAAUUUGCUUCAAAGAAACCGGCAGUUGACCCUGCGGUGGCUCGAGCAGUUCCAGCUCCUUCUAAACCAGGGAAGGCCCCUCCCCAAGGAAGGUUUAACGAUGAUUUCCGGAAGAAAGGUGCUACGUCUGGGGUAGGACCAAGAAGACGUAGGGUAGUGAAUAAGGAUGGGAAUACUGAUGAGGACACUCGUGGUACUGCAAGAAAAGGAAGGAAGUUGAAUAAAGCGAGUCGUAGGGCUGUACGGCUUCAGGCUGCCAGGGAUGCUGCUCCGGUUAAAGUUGAAAUUCUAGAGGUCAGCGACCAAGGUAUGCUGGUGGAAGAGUUGGCAUACAAUUUGGCGAUUACUGAAGGUGAAAUCCUCGGUUCUCUAUACUCCAAGGGGGUUAAACCAGAUGGGGUACAAACUCUAGACAAAGAUAUGGUGAAGAUGAUAUGUAAAGAUUAUGAAGUGGAAGUUAUCGAAGCCGAUCCUUUCAAAGUUGAAGAAUUAGUGAAGAGAACGGAAAUUCUUGAGGAAGAUGACCUAGACAAACUCAAAGAUAGGCCUCCUGUUAUUACUAUCAUGGGUCAUGUUGAUCACGGCAAGACAACACUUUUGGAUUAUAUACGGAAGACCAAGGUAGCGGCUUCUGAAGCUGGUGGGAUCACACAGGGAAUUGGAGCAUAUAAAGUGCAAGUACCUUUUGAUGGCAAAACAUUGCCGUGUGUUUUUCUAGACACUCCUGGGCAUGAGGCAUUUGGGGCAAUGAGAGCCCGCGGAGCAAGCGUAACAGACAUUGCUAUUAUUGUUGUGGCUGCUGAUGAUGGUAUUCGUCCUCAAACAAAAGAAGCUAUAGCUCACGCCAAAGCAGCAGGAGUACCCUUAAUCAUUGCUAUAAACAAGAUAGAUAAAGAUGGAGCAAGUCCAGAUCGAGUUAUGCAAGAACUUUCUUCAAUUGGUUUGAUGUCAGAAGACUGGGGUGGCGACAUCCCGAUGGUUCAGAUAAGUGCUCUUCAAGGGGAGAAUGUAGACGAUCUUUUGGAAACCGUUAUGCUUGUUGCCGAGUUGCAAGAACUGAAAGCUAAUCCCGAUAGAAGUGCGAAGGGCACAGUCAUUGAGGCAGGCUUGGAUAAAUCAAAAGGACCGUUUGCGACAUUUAUUGUGCAGAAUGGAACACUCAGAAGGGGUGAUAUAGUAGUCUGUGGAGGAGCUUUUGGAAAGGUAAGAGCUUUAUUCGAUGAUGGUGGGAAGCGUGUCGAUGAAGCUACACCUUCUAUACCUAUCCAGGUUAUUGGAUUGAAUAAUGUUCCAGUCGCUGGUGAUGUAUUUGAGGUUGUUGAAUCCCUUGAUAUUGCACGUGAAAAGGCAGAGUCUCGUGUUAUGUCAUUGCGAGAUGAACGUAUUUCAGCAAAGAUGGGAGAUGGCAAGGUCACUCUUUCUUCGUUAGCUUCUGCAGUUUCGUCAGGAAAGCUUUCUGGACUAGACUUGCACCAAUUGAAUAUGAUUUUGAAGGUUGAUCUUCAGGGAUCUAUUGAAGCCGUCAAACAAGCCCUGCAGGUGCUACCACAAGAUAAUGUCACGCUGAAGUUUUUGAUGGAAACAACCGGUGAUGUAAGCACAAGUGAUGUUGACCUUGCCGCAGCAAGUAAAGCCAUUAUUUUUGGAUUUAAUGUCAAAGCACCAGGCUCCAUAAAAAGCUAUGCAGAUAACAAAGCUGUUGAGAUACGAUUAUAUAAAGUUAUUUAUGAAUUAAUUGACGAUGUACGAAAAGCAAUGGAAGGACUCCUCGAUUCUGUUGAGGAUCAAGAAGCAAUUGGCUCAGCAGAAUUACGGGCUGUAUUCAACAGUGGUAGUGCCCGUGUUGCUGGAUGCAUGGUUACAGACGGAAAGGUUACCAAAGGUUGUGGCAUUCGGGUCAUUCGGAAGGGAAAAGUAGUUCAUGUUGGUAUUCUCGAUUCUUUGAGGCGGGUGAAAGAGAUUGUUAAAGAGGUAAAUGCCGGUCUCGAGUGCGGACUUGCGUUAGAAGACUACGAUGAAUGGGAAGAGGGUGAUAUUCUUGAAGCCUUCAACACAAUUGAGAAGAGGAGAACCCUUGAGGAGGCCUCAGCAUCAAUGGCAGCAGCAGUGGAAGGAGUAGGAGCUUAACAAUACAUCGAACAAAGGUGCGAGUAACACUAUGAUGAGGAAAAGAAGGUAACAACAAUUCACACAUGAUGAUAUUUUUCAUUGAAGAUGUGUUGCAGCUGAGUUCAAAAUGAUCUGUUCCAUUGGUUGGUGUAGAAAUGUAUAUAACAAAGUAAAUUUUAGUUUCAGCUCUUUUGUAAAGAGGGAAAAAAGUUUCAAUGCCUUGACCUAGAAAUACUUGUAACACCAUCACAUAUAAGACAAGGAAAAAAAGAACUGCAUUGUUUAUUUUCUUCUUCAUUUUUUGUAUGAUGCUCUUCAUUAAUGGAUGCAUCAUCUUAUUUUUGAUAAAAAGAGACAAAUGGAUGCAUCAUUUUAUAGA